AUGGAACUUGCCAACUUUGAAGGAACCUUGUGUCGUGAAGAAGAAGAAGAAGAAGAUCAAGCUGAACACAUAGAAUCUAGCAACGCUAACUUCUCAUCCAUUGUGGGCAAGUUUGGGAAGAUUGUCGUGCCUCUAGAUCACAUCACUAAUCGUGCUGAUCUCUCUGUGGCAAAGAUAGCCAUAACCACAGAAAAACUAACCAAAUUCAACGAAGAAAUACUAGUGGAAGCGGAUGGACAGUAUUAUCAAGUGGGUAUCAUAGAAUACGAAGAUGAACCAUGGUUUCCAUUUAAAUUCGAUGAAGAAGAACAACCAUACGCAGACUCGGACAGGGAAGGAAAAGAUGAAUUGAUGAUUAGUGAAUCUGAAAACUCAAAUUUCAAUGAUGAUGAAGAAGGUGUAUCGGGAACAUGGAUUAACGAUAUAGAAGAAGUCGGAGAGGUGAAGCUAACUGAGACGCCGACAAAUUCAUGCGAAUCAGACACGUUGGGACCAGAGGUCGAGAAUAUGGGAGUCGAAACGUCAAUCAAAUUCCAAGCAAAAUCAAACAUUAAUGGUCACAUUAUCCGGUUUGCCGCCCUCCCCAACCAGAUGGACCCACACAAUUUAGGCUCGUCUCGGACUGCUACCUUCCCGACUGUGUUAGCCCAAUCUAGGUGUUUUGGCCCAUUCCCUUCGUUUGUAUCCACUCCACAAGCAACGAGUCAACUAAACUCAGAAAAUGGUCAAAAUAGAGAUCAAAUUCGGUUUUCUCUAAAAAGGCGUCGCCUACAUAGAUCACCUUCUGGUGAAAUCUUACCGUCAUUCCCAACUUUUCCCCUAAUCUUUGACAACGAAGAUAAUCAGGCUCCAAACAUAGCUUCCUUCCCCAUCGAUGCACAACCCAAUGACCCCGCUAACCUAGAUGUUGAAACACCCGAAAUUGAAGCAACAACAGUUGUGGCCUCCCUAAUUGGGUUCGAGAUCGAGCCCAAUAACAACAUCCUAGCUGAAGUACUUGGCGUAUCAGGUGUAAACAAUGCUCCCUAA
Lactuca saligna is the source of this 1029-nucleotide messenger RNA. The record is from the annotation of a GenBank genome assembly. Lineage: Eukaryota; Viridiplantae; Streptophyta; Magnoliopsida; Asterales; Asteraceae.